Puntigrus tetrazona (Sumatra barb) is the source of this 3455-nucleotide messenger RNA. RefSeq names its product family with sequence similarity 189 member A1 (gene entrep2). Bases 687 to 2966 code for a protein of 759 amino acids. Lineage: Eukaryota; Metazoa; Chordata; Actinopteri; Cypriniformes; Cyprinidae. The record is from RefSeq and is a predicted model, not a curated record. Gene Ontology annotation, cellular component: membrane. The transcript has 12 exons.
UCCAUUCACGGACUCUGGCUUUAAUGGCUGCGCGAAUGAGUUCAUUGCCCGCAUCCAUCUAUCUGAAUCUACAUAUGGGGGGCACGUCAGUACAUCUCCUCCUCUACCCAAGCACCUGCUCACACAUCUAACUGACAGACUACCAGCGCGAGGCUGCGGCUGCUGCUCUUCAAGAUUCGAACGAACGCUAUCGCGCCGGAGUCGAACGUUGGGAACGCGUCGUGGAACCUCAGACCGCGUCGCAUUCGCGCGAUCGACGCAAAGUUCGUUCCUCCGAACGCGAGCUUUAUUAUUUAGGCGUUCUCCGUUCAGAGCCGUUAGAGGUUUCAUUAACGGACUGUCACGGCUGUGAACGGAUUUGAUGGAUCACCUAUCCCGUGCGUUUCCUCGAAGCUGGCAACCAUACAGCGCGCGUUUACGCAGAGCUCACCUCAUUGUCUCGCUGAAAUGAUUUCGGAUAACGCUAGUUGAAACACCUGCUUGAAAACAGCGCACUCGCACUGAGAGCAGGACAUCGCGAGGUUCCUCGUGUAACGGGAUGACGGUCUGCGCGUCUCGCCAACACGCUAUGAAUUCGGCUUUACGUUGUGUGUGUCGGAGCGACUGAACCCAGAGGUGCCCUGUAAACCCGAAGCCCGCUGAUUUAACACAAGUUUUGCUUUCACUGAAACUGUUUGGUCGUGAUCAUGCCCGUCAGUGCAAUGCCGAGGGGUCGUUCUCUGAGCCCGGUAUCUUUGUCCCGCAGCCUCUCGCGGCUGAGGGAGUUUCGAACCCGGACUCGCAUCAUGCUUUCUCUGGGAGUUUCACAGAUGGUGCUCGGGAGUCUCAUUUUGGCUGUCAGUUUCGCCGCCUUGGCCCUCACUACAUCUCCAAGGGUGAGACAUUCGUGUCCCUUUUGGGCUGGAUUCUCGGUGCUUUUGUCUGGACUGAUCGGAGUGGUGUCAUGGAAAAGGCCCCUCUCUUUGGUGAUAACUUUCUUCAUGCUGUUGUCUGCUGUGUGCGUGAUGCUGAACCUUGCAGGAGCCAUCCUUUCCUGUCAGAAUGCCCAGUUGGUCAACUCUCUGGAGGACUGUCAGCUGAUCAAAUUUGACAGUGACGGUGUGUGUGUCUGCUGUGAGCUCGAGCACCUGAGAUCCACCUGUAAUAAUCUGGGAGAUACGCUUAAACUCAACCCGCUGAGGGACUGCAACACCAUACGUCUCCGUCUGAAGGAGCUGCUUUUCAGCGUGUGUGCACUGAAUGUUAUCUCCACCAUUGUGUGUGCUCUGGCCACGGCCGUGUGCUGUAUGCAAAUGGUUUCUACUGAUUUACUACAGAUGUUCAUGCCACACAGAGCACGCGCCUUGAGCGCGGACUGUAUGACCCCUCAUGGUACCAUCUUACACCAGACACUGGAUUUCGACGAGUUCAUCCCACCCAUCCCACCUCCUCCCUACUACCCACCAGAGUACACCUGCACUCCUGUGAUGGAGGGCCAGAGAGGGUUGCAUCUGGACUUUCCACACUCUCCCUUCAGUGCUAUUUAUGGGGUGCCUAUAAACAGCCCUGGGGCUCUGUAUCCAUCUGAGCUGCCUCCACCCUAUGAAUCUGUCGUGGGACAGACACCUGCCAGCCAGAUGACCACCAGUCUUGAGCAACAGGUCACAGAGUCCAGUCUGUGUGAAAGGAACACCACAGCUGGCCUUAGCACUCAGGCCUCUGUUGAUAGCGCUUCCCUUAUGGUGUCUGAAACUGCAGACAUCCCUGAUCACAGCUGUUCCUCUGAAGACCUGUGUUCUCUAGAAGUGCAAGGCUCAGAUUCCUCUCCAUAUGACACUUUGCGCAUCGUACCCACUGAUGGUAGCUGCACAAGUCUGGAUCACAGCACCCACUCGUCUCAGAGGCGGCAGACCCCUGCUCGACUGGACCACAGCGAGUCCUCUGUCACGCAGGAUUCCAAGCCCCACUCUCCCCAGCUGUCACCCGAUGCUGUUAACGUGCCUGAGAAGGAGGAGAUUACAGGGGUUAAACCCACAUCCCGCACGCAGCACAGAGAACGAACCAAUAAGAAGCUUACCCUUCUUUUCCCUCCAAGCGCACCAUCCCAAUGUGCUUCCAACUCGGCAGUGACCUCCACUGCCGCCACAGCUUCUGCUCUGGCCCCCUCCGCCUGCACCUCUCCGUCACCCACCGCUCAGCUGCGAGGAACCCGGCUGUGCUUCAGCGUCUGGUCCCCGUCCUCCUCUUCCUCUCAGCCCCAUGCUACCUCUGCUCUCAGCAACCCCAGUCAACGAGAUCGGCCCCGCACACUCCGUGCCACCAAAGGCUAUCGGAAGCUGGCGAGGAUUGUGCGUUCCACUAGUGAACCUAUAUCCUGUACUUCCAUAGCUAGAAGUGACCGUUGUGCUCCUGCUUCUAACCAUCCACCUGAGGACUCCCCACAGACUCCCUGUGAUCAAGCAUGUAUGGAGCUGUCUGAGAGUGCCAGACACCCUUCUGCCAAACAAAGCAGCCAAGGGGGCAAGAAGCAGAAGGACGGCGGAAAGCUGGACAUCCAACUCAAACCUCACAUCCCUCACUCAAUGUCUACAGAACGGCCUCAGUCUCUGGCAGACCUGAAAACUUACAAAGACACCAAAGUGCUGGUGGCCAAGUUCCUGGAGCACUCGAGCUGCAGUUUACCUCCAGAGGUCCAGCAGGUGGUCAACAGCAUUAAAUGUGUUAUUAAAUCUGAUGAGAAACACAUGGAGGAGGCCAUUUUCAGCGCCAGUAUCAUUGAUCAGUUGAUGACACAGUCACAGAAGAUCAUGGGCAGCCGGAAGAAGCAUGCUCACGAAGACCUGCAUUUACAGAGCUGUGGGGCGUUGAGUUCGCCGUCUUCAUCUUUGCGCCGUCCACCCAGAGGAUCCAGUCAGACAGAGGUCCCCGCCCCCCCGGAUCGUCAGCCUCAAAACCUCAUCAGUGUAUGCAGAGAAACUACACUUUGACCCUCCAGACUACAAACACCAUUUUCCCCAUAAUCCUCUGAAUAUGUGCCAAGGCCAAGUCCUCAUCAGCAGAAAACUGUAGCUCUUGAAAAAAUAAAAAAAAAAGUGAGUUAAUAUGGAGUUGAUGCUUUCUCUCAUAUGUUAAAAAAAGGAUACUUAAAAAAACAAUAAAGAAACACCACAGUGUUUACCUGCAGGGGUAUAUAUUUUUAUUUUAUUGUGAGAAAAAAGGUACAAUAUUUGUUAAAGUGCUGAACUUGCUACUGUGCUAAUUUGGAGAUUGGGUCCGUAAUGGACCAUGGAUGCUGACAAUAUGGAUUUACCUCUUCAUGAUUUUUUUUUUUUAAUACACAGCUUCUGCAAACAUUAUGUGAAAUAUUUGGACAUACUUGGUCAUUGUGUGCCACUGCAGGACAGAGACCUUUAUGAAGCUGGAUUAUUCAACUUACCUCAGUGUGUAAUUAUUUUCUGUGUUACAAAAUAAAAAUG